AUGUGUCAAUGCAACACGUUCAAUUCAGGUCUGGUGUGCUACUACUGCCUGCCCAGUUGCCUGCUGGAACUAAAAGAGAAGGGGGACGAUCAGCAGCACAUGUGGGGAACAGAUCCAAAUUACCUGAUGAUGAACUCAGAAUUGAAUUGGCAAGGAAGUUACACAGGCCUAAUGAUGGAGCAAAUGAGAAACUCACAAGAAGACAACAUGGUACCUACAAUGCUCCAGGACCCAUAUGCAUCAUAUACAUCUCUGCUGCUUGGCAAUGAACCUGAAUUGCAAGGUUUAUACAAUAAAGGGAAAGAUACAUUCACAACUACUGAAACUGAAUUUACAGAAGACACGGAGAUAGCAGGGCUCCAACAUGAAACAAUGGAAGGAGAAACCUACAAUUGGAGAACAGAUAUUUUCAGCAAUAUGAACAUUCAAGAGGAAACCAUGCAGAGCACUACAACAACAAGUACUAUGGCAGAAUCAGCAGGAGUACAUGAUCUACUACAAGGGACAUCACAUAGCAUCGAGCAGGCAAACUCAAAUGAAAUCUCAGACAGAAUUGAACAAGACAACCACAACACAAAUGACCAAGAAGGAGAACAAAUACUAAUAGAAGAGGAGAUUGAAGCAUUUAUACAAUCAGAACAAAAGGCAGCAAGUGAGGGGAACAAUGCAGAUAGUAAUAGCAGAUACACACCGCAGUUGGGAAUGGAAUUUGACAGCAAGGAAGAUGCCCACCAUUUCUUCCACUUCUAUGGAUUCUUAGCAGGUUUUCAAAUCAUCAGCACACAUACAACAAGGACUACAGACAAGAGAAGAAAUAAUGAAAUUGUCAAAGCUAAAAUGAGAUGCCAAAGCUAUGGCAAAACUAGAAAGAAGAAAAUAAACGGGGAUGAAGAACAAGAAAUACAAGUUGAAUCAAACAGCAAUGACAAAGGGAAAAAAAGAAAGACAAAUGUGCAAGUGAAAACAAACUGCCCAGUAGUGAUGGUGGUCAAGCUUAUUGGAACAAAUCGGAGGGUCAUAAGGUUAGAACUAGAUCACAAUCAUCCACUUCAACCUGAUAACAGACAACAGCUAUUCAGUGGACAUAAGUAUAUGACUGAAAUGGAAAAAGCAAUCAUUAGAACACUGAAUGACAACAACAUAGAAACAAGAAAGAUGAUUUCAGUACUAUCCUAUUUGAGGGGAGGUGUCACUGCUCUACCAUACAAGAAAAAAGAUGUAGCUAAUUUUAGAACAAAACUGAACAGAGAAAUUACUGGAUCUGACAUGAGGCAGGCACUGAACUACUUCACAGAAAAGAAAAGCAAGGACCCGUCAUUCUUCUACAAGUUUGAUGUAAAUGAACAUCUCAGAGUAAAAAAUAUAUUCUGGAGAGAUGCAGAUUCAAUGAAGUAUUAUGCUGAAUAUGGAGACUGCCUAAGCUUUGACACUACAUACAUGACAAACAAAUACAACCUACCCUUUGCACCAUUUGUAGGAGUCACAGGACAUGGACACACUUGCUUCUUUGGAUGUGCCUUUAUAUGUGAUGAGACAACUGAUACUUUCAAAUGGCUCUUUGAAACAUUCAUAGAAGCAAUGGGGGGAAAGCAUCCAGUCACAAUCAUAACAGAUCAAGACGCUGCAAUGAAGGCAGCUAUACAACAAGUAUUCCCUGAUACAAAACACAGGAAUUGCUUGUUCCAUAUCAAGAAGAAAUGCUACAACAAAAAUCUUAAAUGCUUUGCAAGCAAUGAAGGCUUACCAGAGGAGUUCGAAGAUAUCAUAGGCAACAGCUUGACAGUAGAAGAAUUCGAAACCCUAUGGACAAAUAUGAUUGCAGAUUACAAGCUAGAAAACAACAAGUACUUCAACAAGAUGUGGGAAAUGAGGGAGAGAUUCGUACCAGUGUACUUCAAGAAUGAUUUUUUCCCAUUUCUACAAAGCACAGGAAGAAGUGAGGGCACCAAUGCCAGGAUCAAACACAAUGUAGGGCCUACAUACAGCAUCACAAGCUUCAUUAAAGAGUACCAGAGAAUAGUUGAUGCAACAAACAUAGCAGAAGCGAGGGAAGACCACGCUAACAAACAGAAAACUCCUAAGCACAUGGAAUUUGGAUACAGUAUUGAGCUACAAGCAAUGGAGAUGUAUAAUAGAAACAUAUUCAACAAGUUCAUGACACAGCUAAAAGCUACAACAAGACUAAAUUAUAGACAAAUGGAACAACAAGGUCAGUAUGAGGUAUGGGAGAAAGCAAAUCAAGUACAUAGCAGACAUAGAUUGAGGAGAUACAUAGUCAUUACUGACCUGACACAGGGGACAGACGAUUAUAGUUGCAUAUGUAGCAAAUUCAACAAGGAUGGAAUACUGUGCUCCCAUAUCCUCAAAAUAAUGGUAGAAACAGAAGUAAGCAAGAUUCCAGAUAAAUACAUAAUAGAGAGGUGGAGAAAAAAAGAAAGAAAGAUGAACCUGAAAAGGGUACAGACAACAAAUGCAACAGAUGACAUCCUCAGAUUCAACAUACUGUCAAGAGAAGCAGCACAAUUAACUUCAAAAGGAUCAUCAAAUGAAGAAGCAAUGGAAUACCUAUUAGAUGAGUUCAAAAGAAUUGGAAAAAAUCUGGACAUCAUGCUAACAUCAGGAAAUGGAACAACACCUGAAGUAAUUGAAGUUGCAGGAGGGUCUAGAGAAGCACAGCAUAGUAGAGACCAAGCAAUACAUGGUUCAGAUGAUGGAUCAACUUUACAGGAACCAGAAACCAUUAAAAAGAAGGGGAGACCAGAAAAGCCAAAAAGAUGGAAAGAUAUAGUAGAACAAGAAAGAGAGAAAGCAAAAAAGAAAAGCAAAGAAGAACACAAAGAAAGGAGAAAGCUCAAGUAA
Molecule: messenger RNA, 2859 nt
Organism: Sorghum bicolor (sorghum)
Lineage: Eukaryota; Viridiplantae; Streptophyta; Magnoliopsida; Poales; Poaceae
Product: protein FAR1-RELATED SEQUENCE 5-like
Exons: 6
Coding region: 1-2859 (952 amino acids)
Biological process (GO): regulation of DNA-templated transcription
Molecular function (GO): zinc ion binding
Source: RefSeq, a predicted model, not a curated record